Kwoniella shivajii is the source of this 375-nucleotide messenger RNA. RefSeq lists its product as uncharacterized. Lineage: Eukaryota; Fungi; Basidiomycota; Tremellomycetes; Tremellales; Cryptococcaceae. Bases 1 to 375 code for a protein of 124 amino acids. The record is from RefSeq and is a predicted model, not a curated record. Gene Ontology annotation, cellular component: U12-type spliceosomal complex; catalytic step 2 spliceosome; precatalytic spliceosome. The transcript has 6 exons. Gene Ontology annotation, molecular function: RNA binding. Gene Ontology annotation, biological process: spliceosomal snRNP assembly; RNA processing.
AUGGCCAAUUUAGGUGUUCCAGUGAAACUUCUCCAUGAAUCUUUAGGUCAUAUCGUAACCGUAGAGUUGAAGACUGGUGAGAUGUACAGAGGGAAAUUGAUGGAAGCCGAAGAUUCAUUAAAUAUCUCCCUUCGAGAAAUAACCGUUACAGCUCGUGAUGGACGUGUGUCGCAAUUGGAACAAGUGUAUAUCAGAGGUAGUAUGAUUCGAUUCGUUAUCGUUCCUGAUCUUUUAGCCAAUGCACCCAUGUUCAAGAGAGUAGGACCCAACGCGAUGAGAGGAAGGGGUAUUGGAGCAGCUAGAGGAAGAGCUACUAUCCAAAGGGCCAAUGCUCGACGUGGUACGACAAGGACCAACCAAGGUGUCAGACGAUAG